Molecule: messenger RNA, 607 nt
Organism: Doryrhamphus excisus (bluestripe pipefish)
Lineage: Eukaryota; Metazoa; Chordata; Actinopteri; Syngnathiformes; Syngnathidae
Product: protein FAM240C
Source: RefSeq, a predicted model, not a curated record
ACACACACACACACACACACACACACACACACACACACACACACUCACACACACGGUAGAGUGAAAAGUGACAGGACUUGAUCAGAAAUAAAGAUCAUAUGACCAGCUCGGUUUCACAGCAACUGUCCAAACACACACACACACGAGGUGGAUGUUUGUGUUCCAUUGGUGCUCCAUCGGUGUUCCAUCAGUGUUCCAUUGGUGCUCCAUCGGUGUUCCAUCAGUGUUCCAUUGGUGCUCCAUCGGUGUUCCAUCAGUGUUCCAUCGGUGUUCCAUCAGCCAUCAUCAUCCAUCAGCGUUCCUCCCACACGGACGUCUGCUAUCAGCCAGAACCAAGAGAGAUGAGCCUGGCGCUGAUCCACGACAGACAAAACAUCAGGAGCUUCUGGGAGAACAGGAUCCACGUCCACCACCAGCACGCCGCCAGCGAGGAGCGCAGGAUGAACGCCAGCGCCCUCCACAAGCUGCGGGGGGAGUGGCUUACCUGCCUGGAGAAGCGGAACAAGCACCUGAAGAGCCUGAAGGACGGCCUGGUGCCCAACAGGAAGCCGGAGGCCACCCCAUGUCCUUGAAAGAAUGACACAAUAAAAGCGUCCUUUCACAAUAA